Dermatophagoides pteronyssinus (European house dust mite) is the source of this 4455-nucleotide messenger RNA. RefSeq names its product Multi drug resistance 50 (gene Mdr50). Gene Ontology annotation, molecular function: ATP hydrolysis activity; ATP binding; ABC-type oligopeptide transporter activity. Lineage: Eukaryota; Metazoa; Arthropoda; Arachnida; Sarcoptiformes; Pyroglyphidae. Gene Ontology annotation, biological process: oligopeptide export from mitochondrion. The record is from RefSeq and is a predicted model, not a curated record. Gene Ontology annotation, cellular component: mitochondrial inner membrane.
AUAGUUUUAACCUUUUUUUAAAAAAACAAUUUAUUAUUGCUUUUCAUUUGUCGAUUUAUUUCCAAUGUAAUUACAUCCAUCGAUUUCAUCAUUAAUUUUAUGUGAUUUUUGUUGUCGCAUCACUGAAAUAAAAUCAAUUUUUUUUGGAUCAAUUAUUCCACGAACUAUUUCGAUCAUUUCGAACGCAUCAUCUUGACCAGCUAUGGCAUUGAAUAUUGAUGAUGAUAAUGAUAUUCCGCCUUCUACUCCACCACCACCACCACCACCACCAUCAACAAAUCGACGAACCGAAUCAAUAUCAUCAUUCAAAUCAAUCGAUUUAAAUGAUAAUAAUCAAGAUAUGAAUGAAAAUUAUUAUUCAAAUAAUCAACAUAAAAAUACCAUACAACUUGAUAGCAAUCUUGAUCCACCCAAAAUUGUCAAUGAAAAUGGAAAAAAUGAUGAUGAAAAAACCAAUAAAAAUGCUGAUGAACCGACAUCGAUUUCAUUUUUUAAAUUGUUUCGUUAUGCAACAACUUUGGAUAAAAUAUUCAUAUGUUUUGGAAUAUUUUUCGCUUUAUGUUUGGGUCUAGGAUUUCCAUCAAUUAUUAUAGUUAUGGGAAAAUUAACUAAUAUAUUUAUUGAAUAUGAUAUAUUUCAUCAAUUUGCAACGAAUAAACCACCUUUUUGUUAUGAAUUUUAUGAAGAAAACUUAAAAGAUAUUACCGAUGUUGAUUUGUUUUAUAAUAUUACUGCUAGCUUCUAUAAUAGUUUAACUAAUACAAGUGAUUUUGAUCAACUUCGUUCAAGAACCGGACUUAGUGUUGAACAUAUUGUCAAUAUAUUUAAUGAUUCAGUAUUUCAUAAUGGUACAUUAUAUGUUGAUGAUUUUCGUACAAAUUCUGGUAAUUAUGCACUGUAUAUGGCAUUGAUUGCAAUGGGUUUUGGUAUUCUUGAUUAUUUUGCACUUGGUCUUUGGGAACAAGCUGCACGUAAUCAAGUUUAUCGAAUUAAAUUAUUAUUCUUUCGAUCAAUAAUACAUCAAGAUAUUUCAUGGUUUGAUACAAAAGCAUCCGGUGAUUUUGCAUCAAAAUUAACCAAUGAUUUAAAUCUGGUGCAACAAGGAAUGGGUGAUAAAGUUGCCUUAACAAUUAUGUCUUUUUCAACUUUACUUUUUUCGAUUGGCAUUGCAUUUUAUCAUGGUUGGGAAUUGACAUUGGUCACAAUGUCUAUUAUGCCUGUACUUGGUAUUGCUUUUGCUGCUAUUGGUAAGGUUCAAGUAAGAUUUGCAGCUAGCGAAUCGAAUGCAUACGGUAAAGCCGGUGCUAUAGCCGAAGAAGUUAUCAAUCUAAUCAGAACUGUUUAUGCAUUUGGUGGACAAAAAAAAGAAAUUGAACGUUAUGACAAAAACAUUGAACCUGCUCGUCGUAAUGGAAUUCGUCGCAGUAUGUUCACUGGUAUUAGUCUGGGUAUUAUGUAUUUUGCCAUUUAUUCAUCGUAUGGUUUAUCGUUUUGGUAUGGUGCACGUUUGAUUGUAAGAUCUAUUAAAAAUCAUGAAACGCCACCAAAAUAUCAGGCUAGCAAUAUGAUGAUCGUUUUUUUCAACGUAUUGAUGGGUGCAUUCAGUCUUGGACAAACAUCUCCUUAUUUUGAAGCUAUUGGUCGAGCUUGUGGUGCUGCUGGUAAUAUUUUUAAAAUCAUUCAACAAAAACCGAAAAUCGAUUCACUAUCACAGUUGGGCAAACGAAUACAAAUUCGUGGUCAAAUUCAAUUUAGAAAUGUUCAUUUUGAAUAUCCGUCCCGUCCAGGAGUUCCCAUCUUAAAUGGCUUAAAUUUGGAUGCUGAACCUGGUCAAACUAUAGCAAUUUGUGGUUCAAGUGGUGGUGGUAAAAGUACAAUCAUUCAAUUGAUUCAACGUUUCUAUGAUACUAGCAAAGGACAAGUUUUGAUUGAUGGACAUGAUAUCAAAGAAUUAAAUGUCGGUUCAUUACGUGAUCAAAUCGGUGUCGUUGGACAAGAACCAGUUUUGUUUGGAUAUUCUAUUGAAAAAAAUAUUGCAUUUGGCCAUCCGGAAGCAAAUUUCGAAGAAGUAGUUCAAGCUGCCAAGGAAGCCAAUGCUUUUGAUUUUAUUCAGAAUUUACCCGAAAAAUUCAAUACAUUGGUUGGUGAACGAGGUGCACAGUUAUCUGGUGGACAAAAACAACGUAUUGCCAUAGCACGAGCAUUAAUUCGAAGACCAAAAAUUCUGUUGCUUGAUGAAUCGACUUCUGCAUUAGAUUCGGAAAGUGAAAAAAUUGUUCAAGCAGCUUUGGAUCAUGCUAGUAUUGGUCGUACAACAUUUAUAGUAGCUCAUCGUUUGUCAACAAUUCGUAAUGCUGAUAAAAUCAUUGUUCUUGAUCAAGGACGAGUCAAAGAAUUUGGUACUCAUCAAGAAUUGAUCGAUGCAAAAGGUUUGUAUUACACUAUGGCUAAAUUACAAAAUCAAGAUGAAGAACAAGAACAACUACAAUCAAAAGAUUUAAUCCGAAAACGAUCCAUCGCAUAUGUCGAAAGAACCAAAUCUAUUGAUACCGUGCAGACAUCGAAUUUGAGCGCACAUGAUCCAAAUAAUGAUGAAAAACCUCUUGAAGAAGAAAGUUUACCAAUUCGACGAUUGAUUCGUUCGGUAAUGCCCGAUCGUUACUUAUUGAUUUCAGCCACAUUAUUUUCAUUUAUAGUUGGUCUCAGUAUACCGAUUUUUUCAUUCAUUUUUGGUGAAGUUCUUGGUAUAUUGGCUAAUCCGGAUCCCGAUUAUAUAUUGGAUGAAGUAUUGAAAUAUGCUCUGAUUUUUUUGGCUAUGGGUAUUAUUUCUGGUAUAUUGCAAUUUUUUCAAUCAUAUUUAUAUGGAAUGAGUUCAGAAAAUCUAACAUAUCGUAUGCGUAACGACGUAUUCCGUGCUAUUCUUUCGCAAGAAGUUGCCUGGUUUGAUCGACCGGAAAAUAGUACCGGAGCUCUUUGUGCUCGACUUUCGAAUGAUACAUCCGCUAUACAAGGUGCAACUGGUUCACGGCUUUCGGUAAUGGCUCAAACUGUUUCGAUAUUAACAGCUGGAAUUAUCCUUUCGAUGUUUUAUUGUUGGAAACUAAGUUUAGUCAUGUUAUGUUUCGUACCGGUCAUAUUGCUUUCGGUAUAUUUUCAAAUGAGAAUCAUAAUGGGAAUGAACAUAUCCAAACGUGUUGUGUCUGAAGAAGCAACCAAAAUUGCUGUCGAAGCCAUUUCCAAUAUUCGAACUGUAGCAUCUCUGCAUUUAGAAUUAACAUUUUGGAUCAAUUAUCAAACUGCAUUGGAUGUUGAUUUUCGAAAAUCUCGUCUCGAACCUCAUAUCAAAAGUUUUACAUUUGGUUUCACACAAAUGUCAUUUAAUGUUGCAUACGCUGUUGCUCUUUUUUACGGAAGUCGAUUAAUCAUCAGCAAUGAGCUUACUUAUUCCCAACUUUUCAAAAGUACUGAAGCCGUUCUAUUUGGUACAAAUAUGAUUGGACAAUCUGUGGCUUUUUCAUCGGAUUAUCAGAAAGGUAAAUUAGCCGCCGUCGCUAUAUUCCGGUUACUUGAUCGUAUACCGACAAUCAUGGUAAAUUCGAUUUUCGGUGAUAAACCCAAUGAAUGUCAUGGAGAGAUGAAAUUCAAAGACGUUGAAUUCCGUUAUCCAACUCGUCCUCAAGUUCGUGUACUGAAAGGAAUUUCAUUCGAAGUUGAUAAAGGUCAAACAAUAGCAUUGGUUGGUGAAUCUGGUUGUGGUAAAAGUACCUGUACACAAAUAUUGGAACGAUUCUAUGAUUAUGAACAAGGAGAAGUGUUUGUAGAUAAUCACAAUAUUCAUCAAUUGAAUAUUGCAUGGCUACGAUCACAGAUUGGUAUUGUUUCACAGGAACCAAUGUUAUUUGACAAAACAAUUGCCGAAAAUAUUGCCUAUGGUGAUAAUUCUCGCCAAGUUGAACAUUCGGAAAUUGUUCGUGCUUCACAGAAUGCAUAUAUUCAUGAUUUUAUCAAAUCAUUACCAAAAGGUUAUGAUACAUCGGUUGGCGAUAAAGGUGCCCAAUUAAGUGGUGGACAAAAACAACGAAUAGCUAUAGCACGUGCAUUAGUACGUAAUCCAAAAAUAUUAUUACUUGAUGAAGCAACAAGUGCAUUAGAUUCGGAAAGUGAAAAAGCUGUACAAAAAGCAUUGGAUGAAGCAAGAAAAGGUCGUACUUGUUUAGUUAUUGCUCAUCGAUUAUCAACAAUUCGUGAUGUUGAUAAAAUUAUGGUCAUACAGAAUGGCCGUAUUGCUGAACAAGGUACACAUGAACAAUUAAUUGAACGAAGAGGAAUCUAUUAUCAAAUGUAUACGGCUCAAUGUAGCCAUUAAUCAUAUUUUGUUUAUUUUAAUCAUUUUAUUUGUCUUUCUGUUAUCAUUUUUUUAACAUUAUUUAUCUAUUUUUUUUUGUUGUUGCAAAA